AUGGAGCAAAAGGAGUAUGUGUUGAUGAACAAGUACGAGAUUGGCAGGAUGUUAGGGCAAGGUACCUUCGCCAAGGUCCACUACGCCAGGAAUCUCCAAACGGGCGCCACAGUGGCCAUCAAGAUCAUUGACAAGGAGAGGGUGUUGAGAGCCAGCGGCAUGAUGGAGCAGAUCAAGCGUGAGAUCUCUGUCAUGAAAAUGAUCCGCCAUCCGAAUGUUGUGGAGCUGUACGAAGUGUUGGCCACCAAGACCAAAAUCUACUUCGUUAUGGAAUAUGUGAAAGGCGGUGAGCUCUUUGACAAAGUAGCCAAAGGAAAGCUUAACGAAGAUGACGCCAGAAAAUACUUUCGGCAGCUCAUCAGUGCAGUAGAUUACUGCCACAGUAGAGGGGUCAGCCACCGUGACUUGAAGCCUGAGAAUUUGCUUUUGGACGAGGACGGGAAUCUUAAAGUCUCCGACUUUGGUCUCAGUGCUCUUGCUGAGUCCAAGAGACAAGAUGGGCUACUCCAUACAACUUGUGGGACUCCGGCUUAUGUUGCUCCGGAAGUGAUUAUGAAAAAAGGCUACGAUGGUUCCAAAGCUGAUAUCUGGUCUUGUGGAGUCAUUUUAUAUGUUCUAUUGGCUGGAUAUCUCCCAUUCCAUGAUUCGAAUAUCAUGGAGUUGUAUCGGAAGAUUGCCAAGGGGGAGUUCAAAAAGUUCCCUAGCUGGGUUACCUCGGAGGUCCGCAAGCUCCUGUCCAAGAUUCUUGAUCCUAAUCCGAACACAAGGAUACCAAUAGCCAAGAUCAUGAAGAACUCUUGGUUUAGGAAGGGUUUCCACCACUCCAAACAGCUCGCACCACCAGAGACGGAAGAGAAUGAAGAACCGAGGCAAGCGGAAGAAGUACCAUCAAAGCUCUGCAACUUGAAUGCAUUUGACAUAAUCUCCUAUUCUUCUGGGUUUGAUUUGUCUGGGCUGUUUGAGGAGAAGGAGAAGAAGAAAGACGUGAGAUUUACAGCAAACACGCCUGCAUCGACAAUCAUCUCUAAGCUUGAAGACGUUGCCAAAAGAUUGAAGCUGAAACUGAAGAAGAAGGAUGGAGGGUUGUUGAAAUUGGAAGGGGGCAAAGAAGGCAGGAAAGGAGUGCUUGGGAUUGAAGCAGAGAUCUUCGAGAUCACUCCUUGUUUCCAUUUGGUAGAGAUGAAGAAGUCCAGUGGCGACACAAUGGAGUAUCACAGGGUUGUGAAAAAAGAGAUUAGGCCGUCGCUUAAGGAUAUUGUGUGGACCUGGCAGGGAGAACAACAACAACUGCAACAGCCACAGGAGAAACCGCAGGAGGAGGAGAUGAAGCCUCCUGCUUCAAGCAUGUUGCCGGAGAUCCCACCUCGGAGUUUGACGGAAGGAGAGCAAUCUGUUGUCUGA
This is a messenger RNA of Linum tenue, 1401 nucleotides long. Lineage: Eukaryota; Viridiplantae; Streptophyta; Magnoliopsida; Malpighiales; Linaceae. The record is from the annotation of a GenBank genome assembly.